GUGCUAGUAUGCGGACGACUGGAGAUGUCCGCUCUCAAGAACCAAAACGGAUUUCCCUGACAGCGGAUUUACCGGGAACUUCAUAAAAUGUCGUCUUCUCGUCGCAAAACGCGCCCAGAAAUGUAUGGGAUCCCCUUGAUUUUGCUGAUGUUUCUAACCAAAGCGGAAUCCCAGGCUGCGAAUGGUUAUUUUAACCAAUCGUCUGUAGCGUAUUUAUCGUCAUCCUGGAACGUGACUUGGCAGACAGAAUUUUCAUUUCGAACAUGCACGGAAAAUGGAGGACUCUUAUACCAGAUGGGAGCCACGGGGGACUACCUCAGGCUGAGAUUAUCCAAUGGGAGCCUGCAGUUUGCAUUUAAGACUAGUGGAGUUGUGUCGAACAUUUUCAUUGGCUCAAAUCUGGCCAAUAAUUUGUGGUAUAAGAUUGAAAUGAGCCGAGUCAUAGGCGUGAACAGUUUAAAAAUUUCUCAAGCGAGUAGGACAUUAUUCACUAAAGUUUUAUCGAAUUCCACGUUCAACCAACAUUUACUGAAUGUGAACUUAGCCGGAGGCACCAGGCUUACUGUUGGUCAGACAUUUGUGGGCUGUAUAAACGAAGGCCGAGGAGUUUUAUUAAGUGCAGCGGUGGAAUCUACGAAUGUCCUAUGGAACCAGUGUCCUUUACAGCAGCAGGCAGGCUGCACACAAGUGGACAGAAAUCCAUGUGCAACCAAUCCAUGUCGCAAUGAAGGGGAGUGCAUUGUUGAGGGUCAGUCCUUCAGAUGUAACUGUCCAAUUGUCUAUAGUGGAGCCCAGUGUGAAAUAUUUAUAGGUGACCGAGGCUGCUCAGUAUCGCUAUGCCAGAACAAUGCCACGUGUGUUCCUGGCGAUGGAACAGGCAUCUUGUCAUUCUCCUGCCAGUGUGUUCCAGGGAUGACAGGAACUUACUGUGAAACAAAUAUUGAUGAAUGCGCAUUGGUGAAUGGCCCCUGCUUUAAUGGGGGAGUGUGUGUAGAUGGUGUUAACCAGUACACCUGUAACUGCUCGGGCACAGGGUAUGAAGGGGAAACUUGUGUGAAUGAGAUUAACGAGUGCCUUAACUCCCCCUGUGGGGUGGGGACUUGUCGGAACCAGCCUGGCUCCUUCACAUGUGACUGCCCAGAAGGCUACUUUGGGACGCCAUGUGAGAGGGUUUUGGCAUGUGACUCAUCACCAUGCCAACACAAUGGGGCGUGUGAGAAUCAAGGGGCGGGUUACAAGUGUUCUUGUGCACUGGGCUACACUGGCACCAACUGCGAGUCUGCUGUGGACAGAUGCCUCAAUGUCACCUGCGAAGGAGAGCAUGUGAUUUGUGAGAGCGGAGUUACCUCCCAUAGGUGUAUCUGUAAACCGGGAUAUAUAGGAUUACCCGGGAAUUGCACGGAGUUCAAUGAAUGUGCCUCGCGCCCUUGUCACAAUGGAGCUACUUGUGUGAACCGCAUCAACGGGUAUGAGUGUGUCUGUGUCCGUGGCUUUAAUGGCACAAACUGCAAGGACAGCAUCAAUGAGUGCGCGAGUAACCCUUGUCAGGAGAGGGGCAGCUGUGAGGAUGGCCUUGGAGACUUCACCUGUAAUUGUAAUGAAGGGUACACAGGUAAAACUUGUGAAACUAACAUCAACGAAUGCCUAGCCACAUCUACCAACCCCUGUCUCAACGGAGGCACAUGUGAAGAUCAGAUUGGGGGUAUCACCUGUAGUUGUGUCCCAGGUUACACUGGCUUACGAUGUGAGACAGAUAUCAAUGAGUGUGAUGCCCAACCCUGUCAAAACCAGGGUACUUGUCGUAAUCUUCUCAACAACUACACCUGUGACUGCGCACCUGGAUAUACAGGCAUGAAUUGUAGCACCGACAUUGAUGACUGUUCCCCAAACCCUUGCCAAAAUGGAGGCACAUGCACCGACGGUGUGACCACAUUUGAUUGUCGAUGUACUGACGAAUGGAUGGGCGAGACCUGCACGCAGGAAUACGACGCCUGCUCCUUCGCCCCGUGCCAGAAUGGUGGUACCUGCUCAUCUGUGCUUCGCUCUCAGGAGUUCACUUGUACUUGUGUAUCCGGGUACACGGGCGCUAACUGUUCAACUAACAUCGACGAUUGUAUAGGGAUUACCUGUCCACAGUACCAGAUUUGCCAUGAUCUUAUUAACGAUCAUUUUUGCGAUUGUCCAACAGGCUAUAAAGGAGCACAGUGUUCUGAAGAAGUGGAUGAAUGUGCUGGCUCGCCCUGUACCAACAACGGCACCUGUAUUGACGGCCUAGGCUUUUAUACCUGUAAAUGCCAGGCAUCCACAGUGAAUUUAACAAGGUACCUAAGGCCAGGGCAGUCGUUGGUUUUCCAGACAGGGUACACAGGCCAGAACUGUGAAGAGGACAUCGACGAGUGUGCAAUCUCACCAUCCGUUUGUCUCCAUGAUGGAACCUGCGAGAACACGAAUGGGAGUUUCACCUGUGGCUGCCGAGGACAAAAUGGCAUUUACUACACAGGUCAAAACUGUGAGCUGACAACUAAUUACUGCUUGGCCGCACCUGUCCUCGACCCUCCAGCAUGCUGGAACAACGCCACGUGUAAGGCAGGAUCAAGAAACUACACCUGUAUCUGCGCACCUGGAUUUGAGGGUCAGAGAUGUAAAACCAACAUCGACGAAUGCCAAUUAGUACGAGAUAGGGAGAAUAAAGAGCCUUGCGCCAACAAUGGUACCUGUUUUGACGGUAUUAACAAGUACACCUGUGAGUGUAUCCCAGGUAUCACUGGACAUAACUGUACUGUUAAUAUUGACGAUUGUAGUCCAGAUCCAUGCCAGAAUGGUGGACGGUGCAUUGACAGAAUUAACAGCUAUACAUGUAACUGCGAUGGUACAGGGUUUGAGGGUGAGAACUGCACCGUGGAUAUUGACGACUGCCUGGGAAAUCCGUGUCAGAAUGGAGCAUCGUGUCAGGAUAAAAUCAAGGACUACAACUGUACCUGUUUCGAUGGCUUCAGCGGAAAAAACUGUGACACAGACAUAAACGAGUGUGAACAAAAUCCAUGUGAAAAUGGCGGCUCUUGCUUUGAACGAUCUAAGGACAGAUUCUACCCAGACAACCCCAUCCCAGGAAAUUUCUCGCUCGAAACUGCGGGUGGCUUCUUCUGCCACUGUCCACCUGGGUUUAACGGAUCACAAUGUGAAUUUAACAUUGACGAAUGUCUGUUGGAAACUCAGCCCUGUUAUAAUGGAGGCCGAUGUUUAGACGGAGUCAACAGAUUCUCCUGCGAUUGUGCUCCAGGUUUCCAAGGCGACCGAUGCCUCAGUGAGAUCAACGAAUGUUUGGUGUACCAGCCUUGCCGUAAUGGAGCCACGUGUCACGACCAAGUCGCUGAUUACUUCUGCCAGUGUUUACCAUCGCUGAAUCGUGUUGUCUACGGAGGCAAAAACUGUAGCUUGGUACUAACAGGUUGUCUUGGCAACCAGUGUCAAAAUGGAGCCAAAUGCGUGCCAACAUUGGCUGACGAAGCUUCUGACCAACACAAUUACACCUGUGAUUGCUUACCUGGUUGGGCAGGACGUCUGUGUCAAGAGGACACUUCGUUGUCUUUCUACGGAGAUUCUUUCAUCUAUCAUCAAGGGCCAUUGUCUAACUUGACUACGCGUUUCCGAACGACUGUCGAAGAUGGCGUUCUCAACCUGCUUGGGUCGUCACCCCAAAAUUUUCUCUCAGUUGAGAUGAUGGCAGGCCAGAUUUGUCUCAAUGGAACUGGAACUUUCCGGUCUCCCCCUCCUUGUUUGCCUAUUGAGUUUAACGACGGCCAAUGGCAUAGUCUCGAUAUCCAACUCACAGACACCAGCUUAACCAUCUCCCUUCAGAAGGAUCCACUGUGCCUCAACCAAAUAUGCAUCAUCUCCUUCAGUCACAGUACCGUCAUCGAAGACGUCACAUUAGGAGGGGUUGGAAUUUUCAAUGAUGUCACUGAGAUGAUGAGAUCAAAGAAGAACUUCAUCGGCUGUCUCCAAGAUGUGAUGAUAGACAAUGCCCGUCCGGUGUACAGCGAUCCCUCGACCAGACGAAAUGUUAGUGCCGGGUGUCAAAGAGAUGAACAGUGCACCCCGGACACCUGCCAGGGAAAGGGCACCUGUGUGGAUAUGUGGUUCACGCCAAAAUGUGUCUGUGAUCGCCCAUAUUAUGGCAAAACCUGUGAUAAAGAAAUUCCACCUGUGACUUUUGGCUCAGGUGAAAAUGUAUCCUUGGUCAGUUUUGUACCUCCGACCGACCAGGUAGAAAUCUUGUGGACAGACCUCCAGUUGUCAUUCUUCUUUACCACACGGAAGCCCAGCGGUGUCCUUUUCUUCAUGGGAGGUCAGUUGGAAGAACUGCCACAACAAUGCCUUCAGCGCUGUAACUACCUCCUGCUGUACUUGAAAUCUGGUCAGAUGUGCAUUAAGUUCCGAGUCUGCAGCUCCGGCGACGUUGAGCGCUGCAGUCCACAGCACGUCACCUACAACGACGGCAACACCCACUUCCUAGAGGUCGACAGGAAAGUUAGAGAGCUCUCCAUCUUCGUGGAUGGAAUUGCGAUGUUCGACAAAGUCAUAUUCUUCGAUGCCGGGGGUCUCUGUCACAUCAUGACAGACCAUUUCAGUUUCGGCAGCCUGCCAGGAUUGACAGCCCAACGGCGCAAGCGGCAAACAAAGAAUCCAGAGAUUUAUGAUGGUAUGACCAGGUUUAAAGGCGUUUUUCAGGAUUUGCGAGUUAAUGGAGACCUGCUCCUGAUGUAUAACCUGAGAACACCGUCUGCCGACCUGCCAGAGUCGUUCCCCUUGCCCAACGGGACCUCCACCAUAUUGGAAGGAAUUGUGAACGAUGACGUGUGCGGCAUGUCACAACCUUGUCUGAACAAUGCGACAUGUGAGAAUGUCAUCUAUAAUGAUUACAACUGCUCUUGCCCUGAAGGUUUUACUGGCAAGGAUUGUGGCAUUGAGGAUGUGUGUAAGGCUCAGCCUUGCCCUGGAAAUGCCACAUGUAAGAGUCUCCAGGGUGGCUAUGAAUGUGUCACCAGUGCUACUUUCUCACAAGGAGGUCUCUAUUAUGAAGGAGUAGGGCUCAAGUCAGUGGAUGUAAACUCCGUGUCACUCAGGCUUCGCACAAGAGAACAGUCAGGAACGAUAUUUUUGCUCAGAAGCCAACAGCAGCUGGAGAAUGAGUAUCUCGUGGUACAUUUGGAAAACGGCAGUGUCAAGUUAACAUAUGCCCUGGGACAGGAGACAAAGAGUCUGACGGGUCCUGUUGUUGUAUCAGAUGGAUUAUGGCAUAGUGUCAUCAUGAAACAGUUCCCAGGGCGGAUCCAGUUGUUUGUUGACAACAAACCAGUCUCUGCCGAUGACAACUCCGUUCAAACGCUGGCAGGUUUGAUCUCUGGUACAAACGCUGGACAUGCAAACUCCACGGAAUUAUUGGUGGGAUCAAAUCCGACGGGAUCAAGCCAUUUGAUUGGCUGUUUGGAUGAAAUACGAAUAAAUGACCUUUUGCUACCAUUUUUCUCGGAUACUGACUUACAGAUUCCGUCUUUAAACAAUGCCACGCAGCGAUUCCGACUGAAAUCCCAGACUGAGGUAAUCAAGGGCUGCAACUCCCAGAUGUCGUAUUGUGAUGCGUAUGGCUGCCACAAUGGCGGUACUUGCACUGAGCUGUGGAACGAUUACCACUGUGACUGCCCUAUUGGUUUUGACGGCAGAAAUUGCGACAAUGACAUUGAUGACUGCAUAAAUCACGACUGUCAGAACGGAGCCACAUGCGUGGAUGGCCUGAACAACAUCACCUGUAAUUGCAUACCUGGAUAUUAUGGUUGGAGGUGUGAAGCUCAGAGAAACGAGUGUGAGAAUUUACCCUGUCGCAACGGGGGACUGUGUAUAGAUGAACUGAAUGACUACAGCUGUAACUGUACCUCGAAUUACACUGGUAAAAACUGUGAUAUCUUGAUUACAGAGACCUGUGAUCGUGAGCCAUGCCAGAACGGAGCUACCUGCCAGGAUUAUAAUGAAACGAUAUCAGGACAGGAGGUGGCGAGGUUUAAUUGUACCUGUGCCCCGGGAUACGAGGGAAAAACCUGUGAGGAUGAAAUUGAUUACUGUGCUGAUUUUCCCUGUCGCAAUGGUGCCACCUGCCAAUCAAACGUCACUCUCCUGGAUUAUAUCUGCUUGUGUCACCCAGGCUACACAGAUAAAAACUGCAGCACUGACAUUGAUGAGUGUGAACCAGGGCCUUGUCAGAACGGUGGAAUAUGUACAGAUCUCAUCAAUGGCUACAACUGCACGUGUACCAGCGGCUGGGAAGGGGUGGAUUGUGAUGUGGAUAUCCUAGAGUGUAAUCAAACAAUAAAUCCGUGUGGUGAUCGAGGGGAAUGUGUGGAGAAGCCCGGAUCAUUCGAGUGUGACUGCGACCCAGGAUUCACAGGUAUACCAUGUGUAGACAUUAAUGAAUGUGACAUAGGACAGUGCAAAAAUGGAGCUGGCUGUGAAAACACGAUCGGGGACUACUCCUGUAAUUGCACGCUUGGGUAUGAAGGGAAGGAUUGCGACAUUGCCAACUGCAGCUACAACCAGUGUCUAAUGGGCUCCACCUGUCGUGUCGAGGGAACGAUCUGGGAAUGUGAUUGUCUCCCUUUCUAUGAAGGUAAACAGUGUGAGAUCCGAGGACCUUGUGUGUCAGCGCCGUGCAGUAAUGGUGCUACUUGUGAGCAGAACGUACUUUUGAUGAAUUACACCUGUCACUGUACCUCAGGAUUCAAGGGAGACAACUGCGAGGAAAAUCGCAACGAGUGCGUCGAAGACAAUCCGUGCCUUAACAACAGUACCUGCAAUGAUACCUUCGGUUCGUACAACUGUGCAUGCGCCGUUGGGUUCACUGGGAAGAACUGUGGCGUAAAUAUCGACGAUUGCAUCGAUGAGCCAUGCGAGAACGAAGGCACUUGCAUCGACUUGGUGAACGGGUUUGAUUGCAAUUGUACCGACACAGGGUACGAGGGAGCAACAUGUAGCGAGGACAUCGAUGAAUGCGCCAUCAGCAGUGUGUGUCAGCAUGGGGGAACCUGUAUCAACGAGCCCGGCGCUUUCACCUGUCAGUGCGCUAAGGGAUAUGCUGGAGAUUUGUGCGAGAGAAAGGAAGCACAAGUGGGUGGUCCUGAAGACGAUAACACUAUCAGUAUUAUUGUGGGAUCUGUGGUGGGCUUCUUGGUCCUUGUGAUAAUUAUUUGUGUAAUAGUGUUCCUGGUGAUGGCACGCAACAAAAGGGCCACAAGAGGAACUUACAGUCCAAGUCGUCAGGAAAUGUCAGGUUCCAGGGUGGAACUGGGUCAUGUUAUUAAACCCCCUCCAGAGGAGAGGUUGAUAUGAUCGAUAUUUAACCUCUUCUAGGAUAUGGUCAAAAUGGAUCGUCCCGAGUGAUGGUGUUAUAGAGUGAGAGGAAGGAAAAGCUCUUCAUGGCAAGAGAUCUGAAAUGUCAGACGACCAGCUUGGUUGAGAAAGGUUCCAUUGAAGUGCUCAGUGUGUUAUGAAAUGUCCACGUUGCUGGAUAGGAUUCAUUGGUUGCAGAUUUUUUUUUUUUUUUUUUUUGGUGUCAGAAGUGGAAUCAGUGGAUGGAGUGUUAAUAUGAUGAUUAGUGGAUCGAUUUUACUUGCUUUACACUGCCUGCCUGAAUUA
Molecule: messenger RNA, 7686 nt
Organism: Liolophura sinensis
Lineage: Eukaryota; Metazoa; Mollusca; Polyplacophora; Chitonida; Chitonidae
Product: protein crumbs-like
Exons: 30
Coding region: 88-7380 (2430 amino acids)
Biological process (GO): axon guidance; Notch signaling pathway
Cellular component (GO): plasma membrane; cell surface; signaling receptor complex
Molecular function (GO): Notch binding; calcium ion binding
Source: RefSeq, a predicted model, not a curated record